AUGUAUGUGACCAGCUUUCAGGAUUUGGAAGAAGCAAGAUACCAACAAAAUAUCACUCCUGGGGCUCCCGGGGUGGAUACUGGUUCAGAGUCCAUUGCAAACAACUAUAACACACUUGCUCUCUCUAGAGAAAUUGGAAUUGUCAAAGAUUUGAUCGAAAGGUGUCUGCAACUCUAUAUGAAUAAAGAUGAAGUGGUCAAGACACUCUUAGAACAAGCUAGAAUUGAGCCUGGCUUUACAAGCAUAGUAUGGGAUAGAUUGGGGCAAGAAAAUGCAGAAUUUUUUAAGGCCUAUCACACAAAGUUAAUUCUGAAGGAACAAAUUACUAUGUUCAAUGAAUUACUUGAGAAGCACUGCCAUCUGCUGAAUUUCACUGCACCUCUAGAGGCUCCCUUGGCUCCAGUGGAGGAAGUCAUUCAGCACAUGCCAGUUAACCAUCUUCAUAAGGGACAUACCCUUCUGCAGCAGCAACCAAUUCUAUCAACAGGUCAUCCCCAGAAUGAUUCAAUGGGCACUAUUUCCAACUACGACCUGGUAAAUGAAAACCCUGAAUGUGGCAAUUUCCACUCAACUCAGAUGAAUUAUGGGAGAUGGAUGCCAAUGGACAAUAACACAGCAGAUAUAGCACCUAUCCGACCUUUAAUAAAGUCAGAGAUUCCAAGUCCUGUAUCGGUUGCAUCCCACGAUCCAUUUUCUUUCAUUCCAGAGAUGCCAGAGAUUGUGGACCCAUCAGCUUUUGAAUUUGCUGAGUUAUCUCAUGUGCGAAGUGGAAGACAGGUGCUACCUGGACCUGGUAAUGCUGGCUUCAGUAACGUAGAAGUCAAGGAGUUCUUUGCCGAUACCAUUCCUGCCCCAGGCUCCCUAUCAGAAGAAGAAUCUUAA
Molecule: messenger RNA, 882 nt
Organism: Dovyalis caffra
Lineage: Eukaryota; Viridiplantae; Streptophyta; Magnoliopsida; Malpighiales; Salicaceae
Source: the annotation of a GenBank genome assembly